AGGAAAGUGAAAGAAAACACCAGGUUAUUUGAAGUGUAUCCCGUAAUGUUUCUGUUUGUUUGUACCUGGGAGAGUCAGUCCAAGGCCAGGUGCGGGCAGUAUUUGAGGUGGUGAGGAGGAUGACAGAAAAACAGAAGCACUGUGAGAGCGAGGAGGAAGAGUUUACAUGAACCUCUACUAUACUAUAAGCUGUAAUGAAGCGAUUGCGUUCCUGGGCAGAGUUAGAUCCCCCCUUUAGUGGUACUGAGGAAGACAACAGUGAGCAGGAUGAGUCUUCAACCCUUAAGCCAACUUGGUCCUUGGCUGACACUAUGAACUACGUGGGGCAGCUGGCAGGCCAGGUGCUGGUUACGGUGAAGGAGCUAUAUAAGGGCAUUAACCAGGCCACACUCUCAGGCUGCAUUGACGUGGUGGUGGUCCGCCAGAAAGAUGGAACCUACCAGUGUUCUCCUUUCCAUGUGCGCUUCGGCAAACUGGGCGUGCUUCGCUCCAAGGAGAAAGUGAUUGACAUAGAAAUAAAUGGAGAGCCAGUGGAUCUACACAUGAAGCUGGGAGACAAUGGAGAAGCUUUCUUUGUGCAGGAAAUGGAGGUGCAGAAUGAGAUAGUCCCAGCUCAUUUGGCCACUUCUCCAAUUCCCACGGAGAGUCACAUGUUCUGGCUUGGAGGGGACGAUGGCCUGCCUCAGGAUCGAGAUGAUGACCCCCAGGAUCCUGAGGAUCCCCCUGAGCCCCCUGUGACCAGCACAAGCACAGGUAAAAAGAAGAAGAGACGAAGAAAGAAGCAUAAAGGAGACCCUCGGCGGGAGGAACUGACCCCACCUGCUUCUGUUGGAGCUUCUGUCCCCACAGAUGAAAUUUUUGAGAUGGACCUGAGCUCAGAUGAAGAGGCCACUCCCAGCUCACGAUCAUCUUCAAUUAGCACAGUGAAAGAGGUUGAACCCAGAGUACCACCGGUUCGCCAUUCCCCAGAGAAUUACCCUUAUUCAGAUGGAGACUGGUCAGCUGCAGACAACCAUGCCAUGUCAGAGGCUUUCUCUCCCAAGAGUGACUCUGAGCUGGUGAUCCGACCUUCAGAGAGCCUGCUCAAAAUGGAGUCUCACAUGCAGUGGACGUGGGGAGAGUUCCCAGAGCCCACCAGGGUGGCAAAGAAAGAAAAGACGGAGCUGCCCAAGACUGUGACCAUAACGCCGACAGAAAACACUCACUUCAGAGUUAUUCUAAGCUCCGAGGCUAUGGACCCUGAGGCUGAUGGGCAAAGAGAGCUGGCUCCUGCACCAAUGUGCGCCAUUGUCAAGCCUGAGCCUCGCACUCCAGUCGCCCCCAUCACCCCCCUAACCCCCUCUGACUGUGCAGAAGUGUUGACUAGUGGUGCUGUGGCCACUUCCACCCCCUCAGACCUCAACGCUGUUGCUCCUGCUGCUGCGCCUGCUUCUGCUGUUGCCUCUAACCCUGCUGCUGCCGUAGGUGGAGACAUGGGUGACAACUGCUCCAAGACGGAUUCCCCUUCAAAAAAGAAAGGAGUCCCAAAGAGGAGCCAGCACCAGGGCCCUGAGGAUAUAUACCUGGAUGACCUGAAUGUUCUUGAGCCUGAUGUGGCUGCACGCUACUUCCCCAAGAGUGACUCAGAGGCCGGCUCCAAGCACUGGAUAGACUCAGGGUUGCGGUCAGGUUCUCAGUCCCCCCAGUCUGUGGGCAGUGCUGCAGCUGACAGUGGUACAGAAUGCCUCUCUGACUCCGCCUCUGACCUGCCUGAUGUCACUCUCUCCUUGUGUGGAGGCCUCAGUGAGAAUGCUGAGAUAUCCAAAGAAAAAUUCAUGGAACACAUCAUCACCUACCAUGAAUUUGCUGAAAAUCCAGCCAUUAUAGACAAUCCCAAUUUGGUUGUGAAAAUAGCAAAUAGAUACUACAACUGGACGUUGGCUGCACCGUUAAUUUUGAGCUUGCAGGCUUUCCAAAAGAAUUUACCCAAAGCUACAGAGGAGGCCUGGGUUAAAGAGAGGAUGCCUAAGAAGUCAGGCCGCUGGUGGUUCUGGCGGAAAAGAGCGGACAGCACUAUCAAACAGUCUGAGAGCAUAGGAAAGCUGGAGUUGAAAGAAGCACAACUAGAAGAUGGUGGCUCCCCCCUCCCUGGAAAGCCACACCCGCAAGUGAUGGAGUCCAGAGAUUCGUCCAGUGAUGAGGAGGGGAAGGAGGUGAGUGCAGCCGCUGCCUCUCUGGAGCGCUCGGCCCAGACGGAGUCCCAGCCUCAGCCACAGCCCCAGUCCAGCACACACUCCUACCGCAAGUCCCUGCGUCUCUCUUCUGACCAGAUUGCCAGCUUAAAACUGAAGGAGGGGCCUAAUGAUGUCACCUUCAGCAUCACCACACAGUACCAGGGCACAUGCCGCUGUGACGGCACCAUCUACCUGUGGAACUGGGAUGACAAAGUCAUCAUCUCGGAUAUUGAUGGCACCAUCACAAAAUCGGACGUGUUUGGGCAGAUCCUGCCUCAGCUGGGGAAAGACUGGACACAUCAGGGCAUUGCCAAGCUCUAUCACUCUGUGGCUGAGAAUGGCUAUAAGUUUCUGUACUGUUCGGCGAGGGCCAUUGGAAUGGCUGAUAUGACUCGGGGCUAUCUGCAGUGGGUGAAUGAUGGCGGCACCAUUUUGCCCCGUGGGCCCCUCAUGCUUUCUCCCAGCAGCCUCUUCUCUGCAUUUCACAGAGAAGUGAUUGAGAAAAAGCCAGAGAUUUUCAAGAUUGAAUGCCUUACUGAUAUCAAGAACCUGUUCUAUCCCAACAAACAUCCCUUCUAUGCUGCAUUUGGAAACAGAUCCAAUGAUGUGUUUGCCUAUAAGGAGGUUGGAGUGCCUGUCUGCCGAAUCUUCACAGUAAACCCCAAAGGAGAGCUGAUUCAGGAGCAGACCAAGGGCAACAAGUCCUCGUACAGCCGUCUUAGCGAGCUGGUGGAGCAUGUGUUUCCUCUGCUCAGUAAGGAACAGAGCUCAGCGUUCAGCUUCCCCGAGUUCAGCUCCUUCUGUUUCUGGAGACAGCCCAUUCCCGAGAUAAACCCAGAUGACCUGCUCUAAGGCUGAUCACACGCUCUGAUUCCGCCCAUCUGUGAUUUCCGCCCGAAGACUUGCCCAAACAAACCAGACAUCCCUGACAGUUACAUGAUUGUCUUGUUUCUUUAGGUCAGAUCCUGUCAGUGUGCUAUGAAGACCCAACUACUUACAGUUGCCACGUAGUCAUACUUUUUUCUUUCACCAGUAGCAAUCAGGAUGCUUCUUCAAACCAUGCCUCCUUAUCCCAGCCAGGACAACAUGUGAACUACAAGAGCACCUCAGGUGGUCACGUUGAACUUUGUGGGAGAGGUGAUGGUGCACUUUUACCACAGUGUCACAUCAGGGAUAAGGCCUUAGCCUGCCUGGCCACUUGGAAACUGGAGUAACCAGGCACUAAUCUGGCUCUUUGGUAUGUAAUAGAUGUUCUCGCUUCUUCUAAUCUGUAUGAUUGUUUAGCUGCUAAGCUGCAGGCCACUCCAGUCCUGGUGUAGGUAUUUAUCCCUCCUGUGGUGGUCCAGUGUAGGCUUGUGUUUACAGUCAUGUGGCCCAGAUGGAUACUGGUCACAGAGUGGGUGCAAUGAAAACAGAAUAUAUUGGGGGAAAAAAAAGGCAUGUGUUUGAAAGGUGGGAUGACAUGUAGAAUCACAGAUAUUUACAAAUGCUAAUUUAUUUUGUUCUUUAAUAACAAAUCAUUUAAGCGUAAGAUGAUUAUUGGAAUUAUUAAUGUGCACUGCCUCUAACGUGGUGAGUGAAUGCCUGGCUGAAUAUGCAUUGUUGGAUGAUGAGGUAUAAGCAGAGACACUCUGCUGGAUGCUGCUGGCGAUUUGAGCACUGAUCAGACUGGUGCUGGUGAGGUCGUUAUUAUUUUUUUUUUAUUUACCCUGCCGCUGCUUCAGCCUGAGGGUGUGCUCAGGCUUUUAGCUCCAGCCAAAGGCCAGUGGAAAGGCACAGUGCACUGAGGAAGGCUUGUGUUUGUUUUCCAGGUGUUUUCCACUCGUUAAUAUUUUCAUUGUCUGGCUGCUUCACGAUGCCUUACUGAUCGCACUUUGAGCAGCAGCCAAGAGAACACUGCAGAUCGACUUGCACUUAAGUGGCAAAGGAACUGCCGUAUUGUUGGAUACUAUUCAGCAGUCUUUUGAGUAAAGGGUUUAUUUAAGUGCUUAUUUUUCACAAGCUUAAAACUACAGUCAGUACAUUAUAGAGCAAAAGUCAGAGACCACCCUCAUUAAUUUAUCGACAAAACAGCUAUUAAGUACAAAUCAUUCAUUUUAGAAAAUAUAAAUUCAAAGAAAAAUAAGUGAAAAAACUGGAGUUUCUAAAAUGGGAGAAAUGGAAAAUGAGAAAAUGGGACUCAUAACAACUGUAGACCAAAAAUCCACAGGUAUGUCUGCGUCUCCUUCCACUGUGAGUAGAAAAUGUGUAGCUGUCAAGAAGCUGUUACUGAGACAAAAAAGAAGAAAAUUUGCGAAUAGUAGUGGUAAUAAAGUCAGAGUGGACACACAGUUGUUGAGGCUUCUGUGUACUUUUCUGUUAAAUAUGUUCUUUUUUUUUCCCUUGAUGCUGAAAAAAGAAAAACUUUUUGGUCAUUUUGACAGGAAAUUAAAUAAACAAGGGGGAUCUCUGAAUUUUGUACACUACUCAAUCUGUGUAUUCAGUACAAUAGACAUGGAACACUUCGACCUGGACCAUGUUGAUUUCCAAGAAGUGUCUAAUCCUAAAGUGUCCUGAUUGUAGCUUUAACCUCAAUAUGAUACUUACUAAGUUACCUUUAGGUUUAAUGUAUAUAUGUUGAUUAGCAAGAUACCAGUAGGGGUAUCAUACUCUUAGUUCUUGCCUGUCUGUUUUUGGUGGACAUUGGAGAAACCUAAAGCAGCUUUUUCCACCAUUCAGGCCAUCAGGUGCUAAGAAGAUUAAUAGGAAAACUAUUAAAAAUAAAAUAAGCUUUAGCUUAUCUUGUUGCUUUGUGCUGAAUACGACUGCCUGUGGGUCUGUUAAAAAAUAAUACCAUUAUAAUGGGUGACUAUUGCAGCGCAUUGAAGAACAGAAGCAGAUUGCAGCUAUUUUGCAUGAGGGGGAUCAAAUCUCAAGUUUUAGACCGAUGUUAGACUGAACUCCCUCCGUGGCCGACUGAAGGAGCAUAACCCUGUCACGAAGAGUUAAUUAGCAAAAGCUGGUCUUUGCUUUGGCCUAACACAAGCUGUCUAUUUACCUGUUUUUGCUUUGGCCAAGUUUCUCUAGGUUCAGACGUAGCUAUUUUAGGGCACCAUGUGUUAAACUGAAGUAGGCAUGAACAUAAACUUGAAGCACAGUAGUCAUAAUAAUUUAUUCACAUUAGAAUAUUCUUGAGUUAAUCAUUUAAUUAUUUAAGGAAAAAAAGAGGGCAUUCCAUGGUUGUUUGAUUUGUUUUUGCGUGUUUCGUCUGUGGUUAUGAUGUGUAGAAGUGAAAUCUGUCUGUUAAUGAUUAACAAAGCGAUCCCAUUCUUUCUAUGAAAGUAAAACUUCUUUGUGUGAGAUGAGCACACUCAUCUUGUAUGAACCUGAGAUUUAGCUGAAAA
Messenger RNA from Colossoma macropomum (tambaqui), 5596 nucleotides. It is a transcript of the gene lpin2, whose product is annotated as lipin 2. Lineage: Eukaryota; Metazoa; Chordata; Actinopteri; Characiformes; Serrasalmidae. The transcript is spliced from 19 exons. Bases 195 to 3065 code for a protein of 956 amino acids. Gene Ontology annotation, cellular component: endoplasmic reticulum membrane; nucleus; cytosol. The record is from RefSeq and is a predicted model, not a curated record. Gene Ontology annotation, molecular function: transcription coactivator activity; phosphatidate phosphatase activity. Gene Ontology annotation, biological process: positive regulation of transcription by RNA polymerase II; triglyceride biosynthetic process; cellular response to insulin stimulus.